ACAACAUAGACUGCCGUAAAAAGAACCUGAUAGCUGAAUUGGCGGGACCUUGUGAUGUCGUCGAAAAAGACCAAAUCCGACCUCUUGGUCAAGACCAGGUUCCUGAACCCGAUACCUGCACCAGCAUGUCCUCCUCAAACGAUAGAGAUACCCACGGACCUGGCACGAAUGGGCAAAGCCGACUUGACCUCGGCAUAUGCGGCGAGCUUGCCCAUGCCCAUGAUGGUCGAUAGCGAGAUUGGGAUGCCGCUCGACCUGAACGCUUGUGCUGGGAUCUGGUGGGACGAGGUCGAUUCAGAAUUCAACCCCUUGAAACCUGUACCGAUCGACUCGCUACAUCCGGAUGACGCCGAGCUGCUGGAGAUGCCCGACAUCGUGCUAGGAGCGGGAGGGAGCGGGACUCAACACCAGCUACCGGGAACAGCAGGACGGCCACGUAUCAGAGUCGAGGAGACGUGGUUGAGAGGGACGACGUACAUGGGGAAGAACGAUGGAUCCAAAGCGCCGACGAUCGCUAGGGUGACAGAGACACAGGAGAUUGAGGUACCCGAUGCUUCCAUGCUCUCCCAGCUGCAAGCUAUCGAACGGUCCUUCUGGCAGCACGAGCAAUUUACCGACGAGAGCAUCAAGAAUAUCAGACAUCCGACCAAGAAGGGGGUGACUGCCGUUGAUGCCUUUGACGUUCUCCCGGAUGAGGACGUCUGGAGCGGACAUUACAAUCAGAUCAACUUUCCCGAAAGACCGACCGACAAGGAAUCCAACAAGAUCACCAACGAGCAACUUUUGGCCAGUAUCUUCCGACCACGGCAAGAUCCUAUCAAGGGUUUCCAAUCUUAUGCGCCUCUCGAGGAAGAUCUUCCGCAGUGGCACAAAGUCCGCCAUCAUGUGCUGCCCGGAGACGAGGAUAGGGAUUACACGAACGUUCAGUGGGAUCACGUCCGUCUGCCUUUCUUGAAAGAUUACGAAAUUGUGGAACAGGACAAACGUCAAGCCGGUGCGACGGAUCAGAUCAUCGUCUUGUCGUUCUGCGACGGCGAGCAGAUGGCUCAACAAGACGAGAUUGCCGGUACCAGCUCGGGAUCUGCCGGAAAUGCUUCGGGAUCUGCUAAUGGGGACAAGACUCCUAAAGUCGAAGAGGAUGACGAAGACGAUGAUGACGAUCUCUUUGGCGACAAAGAGGAAGAAGCAGAGGCCAAGAAGGAAGAAGUUGAAGACAUGUCGACUCGUGUAAAAGCCAAGGGCAAGGGGGUCUACUUCGUCGAAAUGUUCUCGACCGUCAACGUCAAGCGUAUGCGUACAACGACAAGAAAUUACCAACAGUUGGACGACAACUGGGACGCCCUCACGCUCGCUUACCAACAUCCGACGCAGAGACAACAAGGUCGGCGCGAAGAACACGCCAAGUUCCUCGAGCCAGAGUGGUUACAAGAAGAAUUGCACGCAGAGAUGCCGGAUCAGGACAGGGCAGGCGAGGCCAUGGGGGAUACCGCCAGAUUAUGAUGCGGCUGUUCAUGAGACCUUUUGCUCCCACGACGAUCUUGUAUAACGUGACAUCGUCAAUGAGAAUAAUGCAAUACAAUAAGCAAGACA
Molecule: messenger RNA, 1590 nt
Organism: Filobasidium floriforme
Lineage: Eukaryota; Fungi; Basidiomycota; Tremellomycetes; Filobasidiales; Filobasidiaceae
Product: Paf1-domain-containing protein
Exons: 8
Coding region: 55-1500 (481 amino acids)
Biological process (GO): transcription elongation by RNA polymerase II
Cellular component (GO): Cdc73/Paf1 complex
Molecular function (GO): chromatin binding; RNA polymerase II complex binding
Source: RefSeq, a predicted model, not a curated record